AUGGCCCAUUACAAAGUUGCCAACUCGAAGUCGGAGGAAUUCCGGAGGUACCUAGAGAAGUCGGGAGUGCCGGACACGCUCACCAAAGUAUUGGUCGCCUUGUAUGAAGAACCAGAAAAACCCAAUAGUGCCCCGGAUUUUCUAAAGCAUCACCUAGGAGCUGCAACUCCAGAAAAUCCAGAAAUAGAGUCGCUUCGCCUAGAACUGGCAGAGGUGAAAGAAAAAUAUGAAGCUGUAGUAGAAGAAAACAAAAACCUGAAAACAAAGCUUGCUCAGUAUGAACCACUUCAGGAGGAGAAGCGUGCUAAAUAGGAUUCUUCUCAGUUGAACAGGCACUGAAAACUGACUUUGUAUG
Molecule: messenger RNA, 355 nt
Organism: Trichosurus vulpecula (common brushtail)
Lineage: Eukaryota; Metazoa; Chordata; Mammalia; Diprotodontia; Phalangeridae
Product: c-Myc-binding protein-like
Exons: 1
Coding region: 1-312 (103 amino acids)
Biological process (GO): regulation of DNA-templated transcription
Cellular component (GO): nucleus
Molecular function (GO): transcription coactivator activity
Source: RefSeq, a predicted model, not a curated record